AUGCACAGGUCGAGGUCCGUGGGCAAGAUCAAAAAGCGCCUUCAAGAGGUCAAGAACCAAUGGAGCCGUCUGGCCAAGGCGGACUUCAGCCACAACGAAAGCGCCCGGCUGGCCGUGGACGCUCUCCUGGACGGUGGCCCCGAGGCCUACCACGCUGCCCUGGGCAAGGAGGGGGAGGUGGACUUCCUGUCCUCCGUGGAGGCUCGGUACAUCCAGGACAACACCAAGGAGCCCUACUAUGCCCAGGAGCCCCCAGGGGACGCGGAGCCCGGCCCCAGGGCCAGUGAUGCCAGUUCUGGCCAGUCCGGGACCUACUUCCCCGUGCAGUCAGAGGGCAGCGAGCCGGCCCUGCUGCACACGUGGAGCGAGGCCCACAAGCCCUACAUGAAAGACAAGGCCAGCGCCACCGUGUACUUCCAGACAGACAAGCACAACAACAUCAGGGACCUCAUCCGCCGCUGCAUCAGCAGGACCAGCCAGGUCCUGCUCAUCCUAAUGGACGUAUUUACAGAUACAGAGAUCUUCUGUGAUGUGUUGGAGGCGGCCAACAAACGAGGUGUAUUUGUCUGUGUGCUCCUCAAUCAGUGUGGUGUGAAGCUCUUUCGAGAGAUGUGUGAGAAAGCUGAAAUCCUGGACAGUCACCUGAAGAAUAUUUCAAUCCGAAGCGUGGAAGGGGAAACAUACUGUGCCAAGUCUGGCAAGAAGUUCUCAGGCCAGAUCCAGGAAAAGUUCAUCAUUUCUGAUUGGAGAUUCGUCCUGUCUGGAUCUUACAGUUUCUCAUGGCUAUGUGGCCAAGUCCACAGGAACUUCCUGUCCAAGUUCACGGGCCAGCCGGUGGAGCUGUUUGAGGAGGAGUUCCGCCAUCUGUACGCCUCCUCCAAACCUGUGAUGGGCCAGCGAUCUCCUGGGCUGGUCAGGCCCCUCCGGCCAAGGGGAGGGUCUGCGUUCCCUCAGGACAGCUUCACUGACAGCAGCUGUCCAUCCAGUGACCACACACCCUCCGACCCCUUCAGCAACCCCUCCGCUAGUGGCGAUGCCCACCACCAGUCUCACACUGUGUCUUCAGGGACCAGUAGCCCCUCAGCUCCAAACCCCCCACUUCCCAGGGCCCGCUCCUUCCAGAGUUAUGUCCCCUGGGCACCCCAGCCCCAGCCUCCUCAGGUUAGCUACCAGACGAGGCAUUACGUCCCCGAAGGCCCUGCAGGCCUCUAUAGCAAUCUCAAUGUCUACAGGCCUGGGAGGCUGCGGCUAGAGGACUUGGGCCUCGGGCCCAGGCAGGCCCCUGGCUGGAGGCCCUUUUCCCAGCUUCGCCUGGUGUCAGAUUAG
This is a messenger RNA of Gracilinanus agilis (Agile Gracile Mouse Opossum), 1326 nucleotides long. RefSeq names its product family with sequence similarity 83 member A (gene SACK1A). NCBI's taxonomy places the organism in Eukaryota, Metazoa, Chordata, Mammalia, Didelphimorphia, Didelphidae. The record is from RefSeq and is a predicted model, not a curated record. Gene Ontology annotation, biological process: epidermal growth factor receptor signaling pathway. The transcript has 4 exons. Bases 1 to 1326 code for a protein of 441 amino acids.